Messenger RNA from Dalotia coriaria, 1503 nucleotides. RefSeq names its product O-fucosyltransferase 2 (gene O-fut2). The record is from RefSeq and is a predicted model, not a curated record. Gene Ontology annotation, molecular function: peptide-O-fucosyltransferase activity. The coding region runs from base 121 to 1392 and encodes 423 amino acids. Gene Ontology annotation, biological process: protein O-linked glycosylation via fucose. NCBI's taxonomy places the organism in Eukaryota, Metazoa, Arthropoda, Insecta, Coleoptera, Staphylinidae. The transcript has 4 exons.
UAUAACCUAUAAAUGGUGUAAACAUUUAUCAAGUCCUAACAGGAUGCUUUAAUUAUCUGUUAAUAAUACACUAUUAAACCAAAUGCGUGUGUCUUUUCUAUAAAAAAAAUAUCGGUUAUCAUGUUCUACAUUAAAAUACUCUUUGCCAUAUUUAUACCCAAUGUUUUAAUGUUAAAUAAUGAAGAUUAUUGUGAUAAGAAUGGUCUUGACUGUAAUAAGCCAAAUAUUAGAUAUAUGUUUUAUGAUGUUAAUCCACCAGAAGGUUUCAAUUUAAGAAGGGAUGUGUUCAUGAGAUUUGCUAUUUUUGCCAGAAAGCUAUCCAAAUCUUCUGAUCCCAAAUUACACAAUUUUCAAUUAGUGUUACCACCAUGGUCCAAUUUGCAUCAUUGGAAACAUACUGAAGAACCUGAACAUUUACCUUGGUCUUUGUUCUUUGACUUGGGAAGUUUACAAAAGUUUUCUCCUGUGAUUGAAAUGCAUCAGUUUUUUACAAAUUUAGAAAGAAAUUAUGGCUAUGUUAGAAUUGAAGAUGUUUAUGUGUUGCAACACUAUGAAGACAUGUUUUCCAGUGGAAAAUUUGAGGAAAAAAUGAAUAUUUCAUCAUGUGUCAAAGAACCCACAACUAAUUUCUAUUAUUAUCAAAAUGUAACUUCAAAUAACAUUAGAUGUUUAUCAUUUCAUGGACAUACCUCCCAACUGACAAAAAUACUCAAGGAAACAAAUGCUCAAUCAAUAUAUUUUGAUCAUGGAGAAGUCGCACUUCAUGAUCGCUUCGGUGACUCGAUUUAUUGGCAGUGUCGACGAAGUAUGCGCUUCAACAAGGAAUUGGUCCAAAUUUCAAAUGAUUACCGCCAACGAUUUCUCAACUCUACUGAUAUUACUGACAAAACUGAACUACCAUUAGACUGGCGAGACGAAAAACAACACCGUGAUGCGAUUGGAGGUCCGUAUUUAUCUGUUCACUUAAGGCGACGUGAUUUUGUUUGGGGUAGACCAAAACAAACGCCUAGUAUUGAAUAUACCGCUGAACAAAUUCGUGAAAAACUUAUGGAAUUGGCAUUAGAUACUGUUUUCAUUGCUACUGACUCACCGCCGAACGAAUUCGAAGAACUGAAAAGUUUUCUAACCCCUGACAUUAACGUAUUUCGUUUUAAACCCAACAAAGAAGUUAAAAAGCGUUAUAAAGAUGGCGGAAUUGCGAUAAUUGAACAAAUUAUCUGUUCUCAUGCGAGAUAUUUCAUUGGUACGUAUGAAAGUACGUUCUCGUUUCGUAUUCAGGAAGAACGCGAAAUUAUGGGUUUCCCAGAAGAGACUACUUUUAAUAGAUUAUGUGGUAAUGAUGAGAGUGAAUCAUCAUGUGAGAAGACAACAAAGUGGAAAAUUGUUUACUAAGGAAACAAAUUUAUAAAGUUUUUUUAUUGCAUAACAAUCACCACAAUGUGUCAAAAAUGUGCCAUUAUUAACCAGAAUAUAAGUAAACAAUUUAUAUUGUAUCAAUAUUAA